This is a messenger RNA of Alligator sinensis (Chinese alligator), 11243 nucleotides long. It is a transcript of the gene ITSN1, whose product is annotated as intersectin 1. Gene Ontology annotation, cellular component: plasma membrane; clathrin-coated pit; cytoplasm. Gene Ontology annotation, biological process: endosomal transport; intracellular signal transduction; positive regulation of Rho protein signal transduction. Gene Ontology annotation, molecular function: protein binding; molecular adaptor activity; guanyl-nucleotide exchange factor activity. The coding region runs from base 2141 to 7285 and encodes 1714 amino acids. The transcript has 39 exons. NCBI's taxonomy places the organism in Eukaryota, Metazoa, Chordata, Crocodylia, Alligatoridae. The record is from RefSeq and is a predicted model, not a curated record.
CAAGGAACAAUUUUUUUCAACUAUUUAGUUGAUCUAAUAAAAGAUAUCACAUCUACCCAAAGAACCUUGUCUAAAUUAGUAAUUAGUGCUUGUAUUUGGUGUCUAUAAAAUUAUCUGCUGCUGGGGAAAUCUUUUGAAAAGUUAGCCAGUGUACCCAGACUAUGGCCAUUAGAGUUGAGAAGUCUAAGAGAAUUGGAGAAGCAGGAAAAUCUUUGGAGAGGAAUCUUUCUUUAAAAUGGAUGGCUAAAGACCUCUUUUCCAUGUGAACAUCAGCUACUUCUUCAUGAUCUGGCAUAAAAACAAGGGUGGACAAAAUGCAGCCCGCCAGGCCAUUCUAUCUGGCCCAGUGGGCUCCUAAAAAUUUUAGAAAAUUAAUAUUUAUUUGCACCUGCUUGCCUGUCAUGUGGUCCUCGAUGGCUUGCCAAAACUUAGUAAGUGGCUCUCUUCUCAAAAUAAUUGACUGUCUCAGCUUUAAAAGGUUGUUUUUAGGCCUUACACCUGUGAGGAAUACCUUCUAAACUUGAACAGUGUAAACUAUAAGGUAGUGGCAUCCAUCUGAGUCUGUAGGUGACUCCAUCACUUUGCUGCAGUACCACAAACAGCAGCAGUGAAACUCAGGGCGUAUUCACACGUGCUCCAGGGUAGGGGGAUGGGAACACUUUAAUUAGUGCUCUAAUUAAAGUGCCUGCAGUGUCACAUUUAUUCAGCGUCCCACAUUUCAAAAUGGCAGCAGGGGUGCUUUAACGAAAGUUCAUUGAACAAGCUUUCAUUAAAGUGCCCCAACCACCUUGAAGCGUAGGGAUGUCGAGAGAUUAAGAAAAUGUAGGCUAACAGAGAUAUAUUUCUUCAUGGUAUCCAAAGGACAGGAUGAGAAUGAUCCCUUUGUCUUUCAGUAGUUGUAGGAGACUUCACAUUUAUUAGGCUCCUACCAAUCCAUGCUGAUACAGAUAGAGAAGGACAAGAGUAGUCCAGAGAUGUUGGUUCCUCCAUUGGUAGAUACUAUGGAUAGAUGGAGGGACUCCAUCAUUAUUUUGGUAAGAAGUGUCCAUGCUCUUGAAUUUUUGGUAAGAUUUCCAAGAUUUGUACCUGAAAAGUUACGUUAUAAGAGAAGUGUGAUUGUUUUAUAAUAGUAGUCUGGAGUUUGUGGGGUUGUAUAAAUUGGGGGAAUGUUUCCUUCCCUUCCCCUCACUUAACUGAAGGAAAGGUGUUAUAUGAGUGAGUGGUAUGCGUGUGGUAAAAUAGAUUAAGUGAAAGUCAGUUUAAGUGUAUUUUGUUUCUCUCUCUUCCCAGACCCUCCCUCUGAAAAUAUUGCUGCAUAGAUUUAUUUGUUUUGGUUUGGCUUUCACUUUCAUUUUCCCUAAAUAAAUAAAUAAAUGAAUGAAAAUUCAGUCUCUUGGUGUGCUGGUAUCUGGAAACUUAUUUUUUGUUAUGGCAAUACCAAUUAGCUAAGAAAAGCAGAAACUAAAUACCCUGAUUUAAUCCUGACUAAAGCCAGGUGAAGUUUGAUGAAGACGGCAGAGGAUGUGCUAGUCAGGACAGAAGAAGAGCCUAGUAAGAAUGGGUUUCCUGAGUGUAAGCAGGAAAUUGGUUAUGGAGGAGCAGAAGCCUGAUGUACCUGAUACAAACUGGGUGAGCUGUAUACAGGCAGUCCUGGCUGUGGAACCUUAAUUUCUUUUAUGUGAAUGCUUUUGUCCUGUACUUUCCUAGUUUAAGGAAGGGUAAAUGUGUUAUGUAACCCUUAAGAAAGAAGAGGACUUUCUGAGAGUUCCCUGUAAUGGAGGGGGGAGCUAGAAAGAGAUGCUGUGGCAGACAGCAUAGGGAAGGAGAAGAUGUUGAGCAUGCAAGCAAGAAGUUCUACAUGUCUCUAUCCCCCUCCCUACCACCUUCUGUGCUAGUCUGUUACAAAGAUGUAAUGAGGGCAAGAAGGGAAAGGUGAAGCAUUGGAAGGAGGGGACUUUCUAAACUAAAUAUUUUGGUGCCUGCUUUUAAAUACAGUACUUACUGAAUAAUUAAACCUGUCUUAUCCUUUUAGAUGAUUGCAGAGGAUGAGACUGUGAAGAUCUGGUGGCACUGAUCUGUGUAAGACCGUGAAAAAAGGAGUUACUUAGGCCUCCAUUAGCAAGCUAAAAGUGACUGAACCAUGGCUCAGUUUCCAACACCUUUUGGGGGCAACCUGGAUAUCUGGGCCAUAACUGUGGAAGAGAGAGCUAAGCAUGAUCAGCAGUUCCAUAGUCUGAAACCAACAUCUGGAUUUAUCACUGGUGAUCAAGCUAGAAACUUUUUUUUUCAAUCUGGAUUACCUCAACCGGUGUUAGCACAGAUAUGGGCACUGGCUGACAUGAAUAAUGAUGGGAGGAUGGACCAGUUGGAAUUUUCUAUAGCUAUGAAACUUAUCAAACUAAAACUACAAGGUUAUCAGCUCCCCCCUGCACUGCCCCCUGUCAUGAAGCAACCACCCAUUGCUAUUUCUGGUGCACCAGGGUUUGGUAUUGGGGGUAUUGCUGGCAUGCCGUCUCUUACAGCUGUCGCCCCAGUGCCAAUGGCAUCCAUUCCAGUAGUAGGGAUGUCUCCACCACUAGUAUCUUCUGUUCCUACAGCAGCAGUGCCUCCCCUGGCUAAUGGAGCUCCUGCUGUUAUACAACCUCUGCCUGCUUUUGCUCAUCCUGCCACAUUGCCAAAGAGUUCUUCCUUUAGUAGAUCUGGUCCAGGGUCACAAUUAAACACUAAACUGCAAAAGGCACAAUCGUUUGAUGUGGCUAGUGUGCCUCCUGUGGCAGAAUGGGCUGUUCCUCAAUCAUCAAGACUGAAAUACAGGCAACUGUUCAAUAGCCAUGAUAAAACAAUGAGUGGACACUUAACAGGUCCACAAGCAAGAACUAUCCUUAUGCAAUCAAGUUUACCACAGGCUCAGUUGGCUACAAUAUGGAAUCUUUCAGACGUUGACCAAGAUGGGAAACUUACAGCAGAAGAGUUUAUUCUGGCUAUGCAUUUAAUUGAUGUGGCCAUGUCCGGCCAGCCAUUGCCACCUGUACUGCCUCCAGAAUAUAUUCCACCUUCAUUUAGAAGAGUACGCUCUGGCAGUGGCGUCUCUGCUGUAAGCUUGGUGUCCGUAGACCAAAGGUUACCAGAAGAACCAGUGUUGGAAGAAGAACAGCAGCAACCAGAAAAAAAAUUGCCAGUAACGUUUGAAGAUAAAAAACGUGAAAAUUUUGAACGUGGCAACCUGGAACUUGAAAAGCGGAGGCAAGCCCUUCUGGAGCAACAACGCAAAGAGCAAGAGCGCCUAGCACAGUUGGAACGAGCCGAGCAGGAAAGGAAAGAACGUGAACGACAGGAGCAAGAACGUAAAAGGCAACUAGAGCUGGAAAAGCAACUGGAAAAACAACGGGAAUUAGAACGUCAGAGAGAAGAAGAAAGGAGGAAAGAAAUUGAAAGGCGAGAGGCAGCAAAAAGGGAACUUGAAAGGCAAAGACAACUUGAAUGGGAGCGUAAUCGUCGGCAAGAGCUAUUAAAUCAAAGAAACAAGGAACAAGAAGAUAUAGUCAUUCUGAAAGCAAAGAAAAAGACGUUAGAAUUUGAGUUGGAAGCUCUAAACGAUAAAAAACAUCAGUUGGAGGGAAAGCUUCAAGAUAUCAGGUGUCGACUGUCUACCCAAAGACAAGAAAUUGAGAGCACAAACAAAUCUAGAGAACUGAGAAUUGCAGAAAUUACCCAUUUGCAACAGCAGUUACAGGAGUCUCAGCAGAUGCUUGGAAGAUUAAUUCCAGAAAAACAGCUACUCAAUGACCAGUUAAAGCAAGUUCAGCAAAACAGUUUGCACAGAGAUUCACUUCUUACUAUCAAAAGAGCCUUAGAAGCCAAGGAACUAGCACGCCAGCAGCUUCGAGACCAGUUAGAUGAAGUAGAAAAAGAAACCAGAUCUAAACUUCAGGAGAUUGAUAUUUUCAAUAAUCAACUGAAGGAACUGAGAGAGAUACAUAACAAACAGCAACUUCAGAAGCAAAAGAGUUUAGAAGCAGAGAGGCUGAAACAGAAGGAACAAGAGCGGAAGACCGUAGAACUGGAAAAGCAAAAGGAAGCCCAAAGACGAAUCCAGGAACGGGAUAAACAGUGGCUUGAUCGAGUUCAACAGGAGGAGGAACACCAGCGGCAAAAAAAACUUCAGGAAGAUGAAAAGCUAAAAAGGGAAGAAAUAACCAAGAAGAAAGAAAGUGAGGAGAAGGGCAAGCAGGACAUGCAAGAAAAGCUAAAUAAGCUUUUCCAACAACAUCAAGAGCCAGCCAAGCCAGCAGUCCAGGCUCCUUGGUCAAGUGCAGAAAAAGCUCCACUAACCAUUUCUGCUCAGGAGGAUGUAAAAAUAGUAUAUUAUCGAGCAUUGUAUCCUUUUGAAUCCAGAAGCCAUGAUGAAAUCUCUAUUCAGCCUGGUGACAUUGUCAUGGUAGAUGAAAGCCAGACUGGAGAACCAGGGUGGCUUGGAGGUGAACUGAAGGGAAAGACUGGAUGGGUCCCUGCAAGCAAUGCAGAGAAAAUACCUGAUAAUGAAGUCCCAGCUUCUGUUAAACCAGUACCUGACACUACAGCUGCACCUAAAGUUUCUGUGCGUGAAACUCCCACAUCUCUGGCAGCACCAGCUUCUACAGAAUCUACUACAACCACCGCCAACAACUGGGCAGACUUCAGCUCAACGUGGCCAACUAGCACUAGUGAGAAGCCAGAAACUGAUAACUGGGAUGCUUGGGCAACCCAGCCAUCUUUAACUGUUCCAAGUGCAGGACAGCUGCGGCAAAGAUCAGCCUUCACUCCAGCCACUGUAACUGGAUCAUCUCCUUCUCCUGUCCUGGGUCAAGGUGAAAAAGUAGAAGGGCUUCAAGCACAGGCUUUAUAUCCUUGGAGAGCCAAGAAGGACAACCACCUUAAUUUUAACAAAAAUGAUAUCAUAACAGUUCUGGAGCAGCAAGAUAUGUGGUGGUUUGGAGAGGUCCAAGGUCAAAAAGGAUGGUUUCCUAAAUCAUACGUGAAGCUUAUUUCAGGCCCAAUAAGGAAGUCAACAAGCAUGGAUUCUGGUUCCUCAGAAAGUCCUGCUAGCUUAAAAAGAGUAGCAUCACCAGCAGCAAAAUCUACUACGUCAGGUGAAGAAUACAUUGCUAUGUACACUUAUGAGAGUUCAGAACAAGGAGACUUAACCUUUCAACAAGGAGAUCUGAUUCUUGUGACAAAGAAAGAUGGUGACUGGUGGACAGGAACAUUGGGUGAUAAAUCAGGAGUCUUUCCUUCUAAUUAUGUGAGACUCAAAGAUUCAGAGGUCCCUGGAACUGCUGGAAAGACCGGAAGUUUAGGAAAGAAACCUGAAAUUGCCCAGGUUAUUGCCUCUUACACAGCAACGGGUCCUGAACAACUUACCCUUGCUCCUGGUCAACUUAUUCUCAUCAGAAAAAAGAAUCCAGGUGGAUGGUGGGAAGGAGAACUUCAGGCACGAGGGAAAAAGCGACAGAUAGGAUGGUUUCCUGCUAACUAUGUAAAACUUUUAAGCCCCGGUACCAGUAAAACUACACCAACCGAGCCACCUAAAUCAACAACAUUACCUUCAGUGUGCCAAGUAAUUGGCAUGUAUGACUACACUGCACAGAACGAUGAUGAACUGGCAUUCAAUAAAGGCCAGAUCAUAAACGUCCUUAACAAGGAAGACCCAGACUGGUGGAAAGGAGAAGUGAAUGGACAAGUGGGUCUCUUCCCCUCCAACUAUGUGAAGCUGACAACAGAUAUGGACCCCAGCCAGCAAUGGUGUGCAGAUUUACAUCUCCUGGAUAUGUUGACACCUACGGAAAGAAAAAGGCAAGGGUAUAUCCAUGAACUUAUUGUAACAGAAGAGAACUAUGUGAAUGAUCUGCAGUUAGUCACAGAGAUUUUCCAGAAACCACUGAUAGAAUCUGAGCUGCUCACAGAAAAGGAAGUGGCUAUGAUUUUUGUUAAUUGGAAGGAGCUUAUUAUGUGCAAUAUCAAGCUACUAAAGGCACUGCGUGUUCGUAAGAAGAUGUCUGGAGAGAAGAUGCCAGUGAAAAUGAUUGGUGACAUACUAACGGCACAGCUACCACACAUGCAACCUUACAUUCGAUUCUGUAGUUGCCAGCUUAAUGGAGCUGCACUCAUCCAGCAGAAAACAGAUGAAGUCCCAGAGUUCAAGGAAUUUGUUAAAAGGUUAGCAAUGGAUCCGCGCUGUAAAGGAAUGCCACUGUCAAGUUUUCUACUAAAGCCUAUGCAACGGGUAACAAGAUACCCACUAAUAAUUAAAAAUAUCAUCGAAAACACUCCUGAAAAUCACCCUGACCACAGUCACCUGAAGCAUGCUUUGGAAAAAGCUGAGGAAUUGUGCUCCCAAGUAAACGAAGGAGUGCGUGAGAAGGAAAAUUCAGACAGGCUGGAAUGGAUCCAGGCUCAUGUUCAAUGUGAAGGUCUAUCUGAGCAACUUGUAUUUAAUUCAGUUACCAACUGCUUGGGACCACGCAAAUUUUUGCACAGCGGGAAACUCUACAAAGCCAAGAGCAACAAGGAGCUGUAUGGUUUUCUGUUCAAUGAUUUCCUCCUGCUGACUCAGAUCAUAAAGCCCCUUGGCUCUUCUGGUACCGACAAGGUCUUCAGCCCCAAGUCUAAUCUGCAAUAUAAAAUGUACAAAACUCCCAUUUUUCUGAAUGAGGUACUAGUCAAAUUACCUACAGACCCUUCUGGAGAUGAGCCCAUCUUCCAUAUCUCCCACAUUGAUAGAGUCUACACACUUCGUGCAGAAAGCAUAAAUGAAAGGACUGCCUGGGUUCAGAAAAUUAAAGCUGCUUCAGAACUCUACAUAGAGACUGAGAAGAAGAAGAGGGAAAAGGCCUACUUGGUUCGUUCCCAAAGGGCAACAGGCAUUGGAAGGUUGAUGGUGAACAUUGUAGAAGGUAUUGAACUGAAACCCUGCAGGUCACAUGGAAAGAGUAACCCCUACUGUGAAGUGACCAUGGGCUCUCAGUGUCACAUCACCAAGACUAUACAGGACACUCUCAAUCCUAAAUGGAAUUCAAACUGCCAGUUCUUUAUCAAAGACCUAGAGCAGGAUGUGCUGUGCAUAACAGUGUUUGAGAGGGAUCAGUUCUCCCCAGAUGACUUUUUGGGCAGAACAGAAAUCCGUGUGGCGGAUAUUAAGAAGGAUCAGGGCUCAAAAGGACCAGUCACAAAGUGUCUCCUGCUUCAUGAAGUCCCAACAGGAGAGAUAGUAGUCCGACUAGAUCUGCAGUUGUUUGAUGAGCCUUAGAGGGAAAUCAGUAUUUCAUUUUAAUCUGAGUUCACUGCAAUAGGUGUCUGCAGAAGCUGUCUCAAAAUCCUUAUCCCUUUUAUAUGAAACUACUGCUUGCCCUUCACGUGCAAGAGGGUUAUCAACGCAAACAGGAGCAUCUAUGUGCCUUGAUAAUCCUUGCUGAAAACUGCACCCCUAUUUUGUGAGGAAACUUUUCUCACCCUGUAUGUGGAACUUUACCAUAAUUUUCAGGGCUCCUGAAAAUAACAUAGUGGUAACUUGUGCUCCAGUUUGAAAGGUUAACAAACCGUAUAGAUAUCUGCACUUGCACCAGUUACACUAUUAUUUAACUUUCAUGAAGCAGUCAGUGUCUCUACCUUUGAAGGUUUUCUGUAAACUUUUCCCCUAAGAAUGUUGUGCCUAUUACCCCACAAAAGUGGUGUGUAAACAUAACGUGAAUGAACACUUACCAGGUAAGAUGAUCGCCAAUAAUUUACCUAUAGAUCUUCACGGUACUAUUGCAAAGAUUUUCUUUUUUUUAAAAUGUAUAAUAAGCAGAUCUGAUGUUGUUAGUGCACCACAUGCAGACUCAGCCUCUCAAAAUAGGGUUCAAGUGGAACUGAAAAUUGUGCACAGGCUUUGCACUGUCCCUCUGCACAGAGCUGAAUUUCACCUUAAGAGUGCACUGACUUUCAAUACCUGUUGAAGUUUCAUUUUUUCUGUAGGGUUGUAAAUGCUUGAAUAAUGAGCACAAGUGAUAGAGAGCCCUGCUGAAUGUUGAACUGUAUCACUCAAAUACUACUUUAUGUGCGUAAACUGAUGGAUAAUCUGGUCACCAGCUGUAAUUAAAAAAAAUCACUGCGCUAGCUCAGGAAGCUAAUUUAUACCCUAUGGAGUCUAGUUGGAAAAGCAAUUAGUGGUGACUGGUUAUUAAAUUGUACUGUGCCUAAACAUAUUUGACAUCAUGGUGUUGAAAUCAGGGCAGUAGCAUAUUGUAGCUCACAAAGACAUUCAUUGCAAACCAGGUUUAUUAUAAAUUUGUUGGCUGUAAUAUUUGAUGUGACCAGAAACAAAAUCUUUGUUUGUGAUUGUGCAGAGUGAGUAACCCCAAAGCAAAAGGGUCUUGUUAUCUUAGCGAGGGGAGGGGAGUACAGGAGUUUUCCCAUGUAACUCCCCACACCCAUGCAAGCUGAGAUUUGGCAAAACGUCCCUAUUCAGCAACCUUGAGCACAGGCUUAAAUUCUACUUUCUUUAAGCACAUGCUUUAGUGUUUGCUGAUUUGGGACUUAAGAGGACAGUAGACCCCCUGAGAGUAACAUUCCUCUUUGUUCUGCUUGGAGUCCUUUUGUUCGUUAUCUAAUGAUCAUGCAUAAGCUGGUAUUUUUGUAAUGGCUUCAUUUCAGAAUGGGAGGUGUUAACCAUUUCACUAGCAUGUUGAUGUUUUUGUGGAGCUUGCUGUUAGGUUUUGAUGUUCUUUGCAUGUUGUUUUGGUACUAGUUUCCACCUUUCCUGUAUAGAUGGUAUUCUCUAGCACUGCAAGUCUUUACAAUUUCCUUUAGGAAAUUAGGAUAUCUUCAUAAUGGAUAUCUAGUAUGGUGAUAAGUGUAAAACGUGAGGGGAAGUGUCUGUGUAUUAUAAUUUCCUACAAGACCACUGUAAUGUUUCAGGCAAUUGAAAACAUAAUCCUGUAUGUUGGAGGGACAACAAAGUUUACAUUUCAUACUUUUAAGAAUCGCUUUAUUAUUUAUUUAUUGAAGAUAGUGUAGAAUUUUGUAUCAGAAAUGACAUACUUAUGUAUUUUUUGAACAAAGCAGAGAUACACACUUUAGUUAGAAACUUUCAACUGACCACAUUUUAGAGGAAGUUUAACUUCAAGGCAUGCAUUUGUUUACCACUAACUGGCUGAAAACACAGUUAAAAGAACUUUUAAGUUUCUAUUUUUCAAUGUUGUUAAGAAAAUUGUUUCAAUUAAACAUUGUAAAUAGUACUAAACCCAUGCUUUCCUAUUUCCAUAUCAAUACAUUUUAUUAAAUAUAAUGUAUAUGAAAAUACACAUUGUCGUGGUAGGAAGAGUGAUAAAAUCUAUUAAUGGAGUAACAUUAAAUGUCAUUGUUCUAACCUUUUAUUGCUGUCCCAACUUUUCUCAAUAGCUGUAAAUAAGCUUAAUGUUAUAUCUCACUGUUUAAGAAGUAGUUUCAGGAUCCCUUUUGAAGACAUCAUUUCACUAGCAUAAAUUAUUCAAAAUAAAUAGGCACGUAAGAAAAGUAACUUGGGUUUAAGAGAAGAAUCUCUGCUGGGAUUUUGAAAGGAGCCUAAGAAGGUGCCCAAAUCCCUGUGAAAUUCGGUUGAGAUUAGGGGCCACUUAACUCUUGUAGGAUCUUGCAAAAACAGCAGCUCUAAUCCUUAACAUGUCUGAUUGCAUCUUAAAUUCAUCUUCUUACUUGCAUCUUCAAGUGAUAACAUCACUUGAAAGCUCAAACUGUAGUUUAAUCUUGAUGCACAUGAAUUUAGGUUAUCUACUUCAUAUUGAUGUGACUAGGAACCAAACAAGGGAGGUGAUGGGAGAAGUUUGGGAGUGUGCUUCAUUAUUACCCAUCUCUCUACAAUCACAGGAAACUAAUUAUAUGGAGAUCAUGAAUUAAAUCUUAUGCAUCAAGGAGAUUAUGUGAUCAUUAGUGCCAGACUACUGUGCACAGAGUUGUCCUUUUUUCUCCUGUUCACCAGGAAGAUUCAGUAAUAUAUUGGCACUGCCAGUUUCUGGAACAGAAUUUUUUUUUUAUUUAGAGUUAACCAAAAGUCCUAAAAGUAUCUGAUCUACUGAUCAGUUGUCGUAAAUUUUCCCUUGUUCAGGAAUUAUACAACCUUGUAUGAUAUUCAUAAUGAUUCGGUGGUCACACAGGAUGUCAGAGUUGUCUGCUCUUUUGUUCAUCAUAGUGACAAGCCUCACAGUCAUCGAGGACUUUAUUCUCCAAAGCAUAGGCCACUAUUACUUAAGGUCUUUGUUAGCCACAGUGCUGUUAAGGCUUAUGUAAUCUAUCCCUAGAGAUCAGUGUGGACUGAUGUUUUAACUGUUAGGAGGACAAGAGACAUUCAGAGGAGACAGUACCAUACAUUGCAUGGAAAUGAAUUAAAAACAUUAUCUGAGCAUAUUUACAAGGUAGACCAACAUUACCAUAAUGAUAGAAUAUUGACCUGCAUUCUUAGAUGGGUGACCCAUUGCAAGUCACACUGUGCUACACUGGGUGAUGCUACUUCAUAUUAGACUUUAUAUUUCAAUAGCUCUCAAAGGGUCAUAGCCCCUUUAUGCUAGGUCUUUUAUACAGGCAGCAGUAACACAGCCCCUUCCCAAAGAGUCCCCGCUCCUAAGGGGCCUCUAUUUAGGCACUGUAACACCUAGAUUCAGGUACCAAAUCAAAGGGGUUAGUGAAAAUCUUGAUUCUGUGGGCAGUCAAGGAAACCAUCCUUCACCCCAUUCUUCUUUACUGAGGGAUUGGAGUGCAUUUCAGUCCCUCACCCUCUGUACCUCCCUACCCCUCCCCUACCAUCCUUUGGGGACAGGGAGGCCCUUUCCAUUUUCUUGCCCAGUCCAGAGCAGGUGGGAACUCUCACUGCAGACCCCUUUACUCUUGGUUACUAUUUACAUCCUCCUGCUGCUCAACAGCCAGAAAAUGUAUUGUUUACCUGGGCUUUUUUGUACACAACAGCAGUCAUGGGAAUUAACUAGUUAAUUAACUAGUUAAACAGUUAAAGAAAUGGCUAACUUUUAACUUUAACUAGUUACAUUUUUCAGCUGUCAACUUUUAACUUUAACUGGUUAAAAAAAAGGUUAACGUUAAAAAUUGAAAUGCGGCUUUCCCAGAGUUCUUUCUGAUACAGCCACUUUCCAGGACUUACAUGGAACAAUAUUUCGUUAUUGAAACUCUAGGACUUCUUGUUUGAGAGAGAGAGAGUAGUGUGCCUUCCUAUGCGAUAUGGU